This is a messenger RNA of Ceutorhynchus assimilis (cabbage seed weevil), 621 nucleotides long. The record is from the annotation of a GenBank genome assembly. Lineage: Eukaryota; Metazoa; Arthropoda; Insecta; Coleoptera; Curculionidae.
AUGUACAAAAUUUUCGCUAUCGUUGCCUUUCUGGCCGCUGCCAACGCAGGUCCUAUUGACCACCACCAUGGAGCUACUUCUUUUUCGUCAUUCAACAACGACCACAGCUCAGUCCAACACGUUCCAUCUGCACCAGCUCCACUCAAAUACGCUGCUCCUUCUUACUACCAAGCUCCUGCUGUAGCUAAACAAACUGUUCCAGUCUACCACAGUGCUCCAGCUGUACACCAAUACUCUGCUCCAACUGUACACCAAUACUCUGCUCCAACUUACUCUCACGGCCCAGUUGUAGCUAAACAAGUAUACGCUGCCCCUGUAACUAAAUACGUAGCUGCUCCAGCUUACAAAGAAGAAGAACAAGGUCCAGCUCAAUACGAGUUCGCUUACGUUAUUGAAGACCCACACACUGGUGACUUCCAUUCUCAGCAAGAGCACCGUGACGAACACAAUGUCCAAGGACAAUACUCCCUCCACGAAGCCGAUGGUACCGUCAGAAUUGUCAAGUACUCCGACGAUGGACACGGUUUUAAUGCUGUUGUAGAAAAACAAGGAGAACCUACUCCAGCUCCAGUAGCUUACAAGAAUUUGGUAGCCCCACAAUACAACCAAUACCAUCAUUGA